Messenger RNA from Eremomyces bilateralis CBS 781.70, 1251 nucleotides. RefSeq names its product putative MFS monocarboxylate transporter. The record is from RefSeq and is a predicted model, not a curated record. Gene Ontology annotation, biological process: chloride transport; transmembrane transport. Lineage: Eukaryota; Fungi; Ascomycota; Dothideomycetes; Eremomycetales; Eremomycetaceae. Bases 1 to 1251 code for a protein of 416 amino acids. Gene Ontology annotation, molecular function: voltage-gated chloride channel activity. The transcript is spliced from 3 exons. Gene Ontology annotation, cellular component: fungal-type vacuole membrane.
AUGACAGCCCAAGAUACCUUCGAUGAGUCCGACUAUGGAGGGAAAGACGCAUGGCUAUUCCUGGCCGCGGCGUUUAUGGUCGAGUCCUUAGUUUGGGGGUUUCCAUUUUCAUAUGGUGUCUUCCAGCAAUAUUACAGCACUCAUGAACCGUUCGCCGGAUCCAGCAACAUCGCCCUAAUCGGCACCGUAUCCUCCGGAAUCAUGUACCUCGACUCCCUUAUCGUCUUCGGUGCCAUGAAAGCCUUCCCCAAACUCCGCCGCCCCUUCGCCGUCAUCGGCCUGGUCAUCCUCUGCCUCGCCCUCGGCCUCAGUUCUUUUUCCCAGACCGUCACCCACCUCAUCGCCACCCAAGGCCUCCUCUACGGCAUCGGCGGCUCCAUCGCCUAUUCCCCCACCAUUCUCUUCUUAAACGAGUGGUUCAUCCGCCGCAAAGGCCUCGCCUUCGGCAUCAUGUGGGCUGGCACUGGGCUUGCCGGUGUCGUCCUCCCCUUCCUCAUGCAAUGGCUCCUCGACUCCUACGGCUUCCGUACCACCCUGCGCAUCUGGGCGCUGGCCGUGUGCAUCCUGACCGCCCCGCUGCUCUACUACCUCAAACCACGGCUACCGGUCUCUCCGGCGAUGCACGCGCGGCGCCUCGAUUUCCGGUUCGCCACGACCCGGGUCUUCGGCAUGCUGCAGAUCGGCAGCGUGGUCGAGUCGCUGGGGUUCUUUCUGCCGUCGAUCUACCUGCCGAUGCACGCGACAGCGCUGGGAGCGUCGGGGUUCAAGUCGUCGCUGACGUUGACGCUGCUGAACUUGAUGAGCGUAGUAGGGUGCGUGUUCAUGGGAAUCGCGGUGGAUCGGUUCCAUAUCACGACGUGUAUCAUGUUGUCGACGGUGGGAACGUGCGUCGCGGUGUUUCUCUUCUGGGGGCUGGCGUCGAACCUUACGCUGCUGUACCUGUUCAGCAUGAUCUACGGGCUUUUCGCCGGGAGUUAUUCGACGACGUGGUCGGGCAUCGUGCGUGAUGUGCAGAAGGUGAACAACGCUGCGGAUACGGGGUUGAUUUUUGCGCUGCUGGCGGUCGGGAAGGGUUUAGGGAAUGUGGUCUCGGGUCCCCUUAGUGAGGUGUUGUUGAAGGCUGGAACGGGGUGGGGAGGGAGAUCGAAGUUCGCGUAUGACAAUGGGUAUGGAGGGUUGAUUGCAUUUACUGGAGUGACGGCCUUCUUUGGAGGGUUUAGCUAUCUUGGGCAUCGGGUUGGGUGGAUUUGA